This is a messenger RNA of Trametes versicolor FP-101664 SS1, 1629 nucleotides long. RefSeq lists its product as uncharacterized. NCBI's taxonomy places the organism in Eukaryota, Fungi, Basidiomycota, Agaricomycetes, Polyporales, Polyporaceae. The transcript has 2 exons. Gene Ontology annotation, biological process: regulation of DNA-templated transcription. The record is from RefSeq and is a predicted model, not a curated record. The coding region runs from base 1 to 1629 and encodes 542 amino acids. Gene Ontology annotation, molecular function: DNA-binding transcription factor activity.
AUGUCCGUGAUGCCCUCGUCCAACGGGCCAGUCGAAUCCCAUAACCUGCUCAACAUGCAGUACAUGACGCACGAGUGGCCCUCGUAUCGUUCCGACGUCGAGGAGCCUCCGCGCCCGGUAUCCGGUCCAGCCUCAGCUGAAUCGUCGUCGUCCUCUUCCUCUUCCUACCACUACUCGAUGACCAGCGCACCGUCGGCGGACCCAUACGGCAAUGAUACCACCUUUGAGAACUCCCCACUGAUUCAUCCGCGGUCACCUUCCAGACUCUCCCAGCUAGCAGGUUUGCCGGCUGAAGCCCACCAACUUCCACCCCUCCACUCCACAGCCUUGUUUCCUUCCCGGUUCCCACAACAUACUCAGCGUCGCCAAGAUGUUCUCCCUUACUCAAUAAGCGCGUCGUCUCGCGACCCUUCGGACCUCACCACCAGCCAUGGUUCCACUCGCCCACUACACCUUGAGAGUUUCCAACUCCCAAGUUCCCACCCGACUCAAAAUGUCGCGUUAAUCGCAUCAUCCAGUCGUCCUAGGACAUCCCACCCGGUCUUCACAUCGACCUCGGCUCUAGCUGCUCAUCAUGGAAUCCCCCAGUCGCUUCCACCAGUACCUCGAACAACCAGAUUCUCUUCAGCUUCACCAGCAGUUUCUCGUCCUGCGCCUGCACCCCCAGUCGCCUCUAGCUCUACAGAUUUCGACUUCUCCUCUUUGUGCUCCAACUACUUGACCAUGCUUCAAAACCCGGAGAAGCCUCAGUCCCCCGCGGUGGCUUCGGCCCCGCACAACCUCGGUCCCGAUCAGGACACCGUGCAGGCGAUUAUGGACGUGCUCCAAGCCACGCCUGAGUUCCAGCACGACUUCAGCGAGUUCCUCACGUCCCCGAUGGAGGACUCGCCGUUCGAGGAGUUCCUUACCACUCCCGCGUUGGGCUCCGCCGAUGUAGCGGCUGACCUGCUCACCAGCCCGGCGAUCUACGACGCCGACUCCUUCCCCGACUACGGCAGCAUGCCGCUGUUCGGAAGCGACGGUCUCGGGCUCAGCGGCGCCAGCGAGAUGCACAAGGCUCAUCACUCUGCGCCCUCGCUCUCGCACGACCCGUUCAACUUCGAGGGGAUGUACACGAUGCCUUCUCCCACUACGCCGUCGCUCGAUCCCACCUCCCUCCAUCCCUCGCCGCACGCGGGCACUCUCGCGACGCCUUCCACCCCCGGCCGUCGCCCGCGCAAGAACCUGCCGACUGGCACCAGGAAGAACAUCACUCCUGAUGCCCUGGUGUCGAUGGACGCUCCCAUCCAGACGCGCAAGUAUGUCGUGCCAUCGUCGACGUCGCGCAAGGAGGUCCCGACAGCGUUCCUCAAGAAGAAGCGGGCGCGGUCGCAGGCGUUCGAGGAAGACGAGCUCGAGGACGAGAUCGCCAUCGACCAGAACGACCUCGACGCGAUCGAGGCGAAGCGGCGCCAGAACACCCUCGCCGCUCGUCGCAGCCGGCGACGCAAGCUCGAGUACCAGCGGGAGUUGGAGUUGAGCGUCGAGCGCGAGAAGGAUGAGAAGGAGGCCUGGAAGCGGCGGGCAACCGUCCUGCAGGCUCUGCUGGAGAGCCACGGGCAUGACGUGCCGUCGCUCGACGCGCUAUGA